Alternaria hordeiaustralica is the source of this 1659-nucleotide messenger RNA. RefSeq lists its product as uncharacterized. Lineage: Eukaryota; Fungi; Ascomycota; Dothideomycetes; Pleosporales; Pleosporaceae. Gene Ontology annotation, molecular function: cation binding; protein serine/threonine phosphatase activity. Gene Ontology annotation, biological process: protein dephosphorylation. The record is from RefSeq and is a predicted model, not a curated record. The transcript is spliced from 2 exons. The coding region runs from base 1 to 1659 and encodes 552 amino acids.
AUGUUUGGGAAUGCAAAGGACGACGAGAGUCCCGCCGUCGACACCCCUGCCAACCAUGACGCGCCCAAACCCGCAGCCCCAGCGGCGGACAACGCAGCUGCUGCACCGACAAACACAACCAGCAACGGCUCCGCUUCCAUAGAUCGCAAGCCCAGUGACGCUUCCGCCCCCACCGAGAGAAAACGACGGAGUAGUGGCGUAUCGCGUGCCCGCGACAUGUUCUCGAGCGCGAAACAGUCGCUGCACCUAGGCGGCUCUUCUCCCACCAACACGACCAACAACACCAUGACCGAAAAGGCCGCCCCUCAGACGCCCAUGCAGAAGCUGGGCAAGUCGGAUGCUGCCCUCAGUGUUCCCCAGGGCUCCCUCAACAACUCGGCUGGCGAGUCGGCGCCCGGCCCACGAUCUACCUUCCGCGUCGGUGUCACAGAGGAUAAGAACAAGAAGUGCAGACGAACGAUGGAGGAUACCCACGCAUACCUGUACAACUUCCUGAGCACCCCAGCGCCCUCGUAUGCCGCCGACAAGGCCCGCGCCAUCUCCGACGCCAGCUCCACUCAGUCUGACCCUCUGUCGCAAGCCGUAGUUGAGACGGACAACGGAUACUUCGCCAUCUUCGACGGACACGCCGGAACCUUCGCUGCCGACUGGUGUGGAAAGAAGCUUCACCUGAUCCUGGAAGAGACAAUCCGGAAGAACCCCAACACCCCGAUACCCGAGCUGCUCGAUCAGACCUUCACCGUCGUCGACCAGCAGUUGGAGAAGCUUCCCUUGAAGAACAGUGGUUGUACCGCCGUCAUUGCAGUUCUGAGGUGGGAGGACCGAGUACCUAACGCGCAAUCGUCCACCGGCUCAGUGCUCUUCGCACCCGCGGCUGUAUCGGCUAUCAAGCAUGCAGGCGAAGGCGGCGAUGCUACUGAUUCCGCUGUGGAGCCCGCAGCUGAACAGCAAGUCGAGGCGAGAUUACGCAACGAGGCCAGCCGACAGCGCGUGCUGUACACCGCCAACGUAGGUGAUGCGCGUAUUGUCCUCUGCCGCAAUGGCCGAGCGCUGCGCCUCUCCUACGACCACAAGGGCAGCGACGAGAACGAGGGACGCCGUGUUGCUAGUGCCGGCGGCUUGAUCCUCAACAACCGCGUUAACGGCGUCCUUGCUGUCACACGAGCACUGGGCGAUGCCUAUAUGAAGGACUUGGUCACCGGACACCCGUACACCACCGAGACUGUGAUCCAGGCCGAGCAGGACGAGUUUCUCAUUCUCGCUUGCGAUGGUCUCUGGGAUGUCUGUUCCGACCAGGAAGCCGUCGACCUAGUCCGCCAAGUUCACGAUCCGCAAGAAGCAUCCAAGAAGCUCGUCGACUACGCCCUCGCACGCUUUUCGACCGACAACCUCUCCUGUAUGGUCGUUCGCUUCGACAACAAGGCUCUUCGGCAGCGCAAGAACGACGCCGCGAUGGGUGUGGACGGUGACCAGUCGACCAUGAAGGGCGGAAUCACCGAGGCAGACGCCAUCGUAGCACAAGCGAAGAAGUCAAUCGGCGAGCCUGAGAUACCGGUCGAAGCAGCGGCGCAGGAGAUUAUCAUGGAGGAGGCCGAGGCUGAGCCUGGUCCUGAGCUCAACUUGGACGCCGCAAAGGCAGCCAGGAAACACGACGCAUAG